AUGUUUGGGAGGGCACCGAAGAAAAGUGAUAACACCAAGUACUAUGAGAUUCUCGGGGUCCCUAAGACGGCGUCGCAGGAUGAUCUGAAGAAGGCGUAUAAGAAAGCGGCUAUCAAGAAUCAUCCGGACAAGGGCGGCGAUCCUGAGAAGUUCAAGGAACUUGCUCAUGCUUAUGAGGUCUUGAGUGAUCCUGAAAAGCGAGAAAUCUAUGACCAGUAUGGUGAGGAUGCACUCAAGGAAGGAAUGGGCGGGGGUGGCGGGCACGAUCCUUUCGACAUAUUUUCAUCAUUCUUUGGCAGCAGCCCAUUUGGUGCAGGUGGUAGCAGUAGGGGGCGAAGACAAAGAAGGGGAGAGGAUGUUGUACACCCGUUAAAGGUCUCUCUUGAGGAUUUGUAUCUUGGCACAACCAAAAAGCUCUCGCUUUCGCGUAAUGUGAUUUGCAGCAAGUGUAGUGGCAAAGGGUCGAAAUCCGGGGCAUCUAUGAAGUGCUCAGGUUGCCAGGGGACUGGUAUGAAGGUUACUAUAAGGCAGCUCGGUCCAGGGAUGAUUCAGCAGAUGCAGCAUGCUUGCAAUGAGUGUAAAGGAACAGGGGAGACAAUCAACGAUAAGGACCGAUGCCCUCAAUGCAAGGGCGAAAAGGUUGUUCAGGAAAAAAAAGUCUUGGAAGUCCAUGUUGAGAAGGGCAUGCAAAAUGGACAAAAAAUAACAUUCCCUGGGGAAGCUGAUGAGGCGCCUGAUACGGUUACUGGGGAUAUAGUCUUUGUGCUACAGCAGAAAGAGCAUCCUAGAUUUAAGAGGAAGGGCGAGGACCUUUUUAUCGAGCAUUCCCUGUCCUUAACUGAGGCCUUAUGUGGGUUCCAGUUCAUUCUGUCCCAUCUGGAUGGACGGCAGCUCCUUAUCAAAUCUCAGCCUGGAGAAGUUGUGAAGCCUGAUUCAUUCAAGGCCAUUAAUGAUGAGGGAAUGCCUAUGUACGGGAGGCCAUUCAUGAAGGGCAAGCUGUACAUACACUUUAACAUUGAGUUCCCGGAGUCUCUUAAUCCCGAGCAUGUGGACGGCUUGGCCAAGAUUCUUCCAGUAAGGCCUCAGUCAAAGGUGACAGACAUGGAGUUGGACGAGUGCGAGGAGACAACAUUGCGUGAUGUCAACAUAGAGGAGGAGAUGAGGAGGAAGCAGGCCCAGCGCCAGGAAGCUUAUGACGAGGAUGACGAAGAUGCGCAUGGUGGUGGCGCCCAGCGGGUCCAGUGUGCCCAACAGUGA
Molecule: messenger RNA, 1257 nt
Organism: Striga hermonthica
Lineage: Eukaryota; Viridiplantae; Streptophyta; Magnoliopsida; Lamiales; Orobanchaceae
Source: the annotation of a GenBank genome assembly